Messenger RNA from Cryptomeria japonica (Japanese cedar), 734 nucleotides. Its product is annotated as histone H3.2. The record is from RefSeq and is a predicted model, not a curated record. The transcript has 3 exons. Bases 68 to 496 code for a protein of 142 amino acids. Gene Ontology annotation, molecular function: structural constituent of chromatin; protein heterodimerization activity; DNA binding. Gene Ontology annotation, cellular component: nucleosome. Lineage: Eukaryota; Viridiplantae; Streptophyta; Pinopsida; Cupressales; Cupressaceae.
GAGGGAAAGCAUCAGCAUCAGCGUUUUGAGUGAAGAGAAAAGAAGAAGAAAGAAUUAGCAGAGAAGAAUGGCCCGCACAAAGCAGACGGCAAGGAAGUCGACCGGGGGAAAAGCUCCCCGCAAGCAGUUGGCAACGAAAGCAGCGAGGAAGUCUGCACCAGCAACAGGAGGAGUGAAGAAGCCACACAGGUUUAGGCCUGGCACUGUGGCCCUCAGAGAGAUCCGCAAAUACCAGAAGAGUACUGAGCUCCUCAUAAGGAAGUUGCCCUUCCAGAGGCUCGUUAGGGAGAUUGCACAGGACUUUAAGACCGAUCUGCGCUUCCAGAGCUCCGCCGUUGCGGCGCUGCAAGAGGCAUCGGAGGCGUACCUGGUGGGGCUCUUUGAGGACACCAACCUCUGCGCCAUUCAUGCUAAGAGGGUCACCAUCAUGCCCAAAGAUAUUCAGCUUGCUCGCCGUAUCCGAGAUAUUCACCAGAGGUUGAUUUCGAAAGAGUGAUCGAUGUGUGUAGCAUGGGGUUCAUCCUUGUCAAGUAUGCAUAAGGCCUAUUAUAUGUGACGUGUGAGUGUUCUGCCAGUUGUUUUAUACGCAUGCUAUUUUGAUGGAUUAGAGUUGAAUUAAUAGUCUUGCAUAUGCCUAGUACAUGUUUUGAGACUGGAAGUGGUAAUUGGAUAGAGGCUAAUGGAAUGGUCAGAAACAGUAAAUAGGUAUCAGGAAUUGCCCAAAUAAAAAAGAA